Pan troglodytes (chimpanzee) is the source of this 2188-nucleotide messenger RNA. It is a transcript of the gene KCTD6, whose product is annotated as potassium channel tetramerization domain containing 6. The transcript is spliced from 5 exons. Gene Ontology annotation, biological process: protein homooligomerization. Gene Ontology annotation, molecular function: protein binding. The coding region runs from base 550 to 1458 and encodes 302 amino acids. NCBI's taxonomy places the organism in Eukaryota, Metazoa, Chordata, Mammalia, Primates, Hominidae. The record is from RefSeq and is a predicted model, not a curated record.
ACAACAGGGGUUACCAGGGGUUUGGGGAAGGGAAAUGAGGAGUUACCGAGUAAUGGACAGUUUCUGCUUGGGAUGAUUAAAAAGUUCUGGAAAUGGAUGGUGGUUAAUGGUUGUACAACAUGGUGAAUGUACUUAAUGCCACUGAAUUAUACACUUCUAAAAAGUACAUUUUAAGUUAGGUCCAUUUUGCUUCAAUUUAAAGAAAAAAACAUGGAGUGAGGGAGGAAACGCCUAGUCUUAGUUUUCCCCCAUUGCCCAGCCAGCUGUGAGGUGGUGACUCGCCGGUGUGCUAAGCGCCAGGCGGCGACAGAGGCAGCAGGAGCUCCACGAAGGAUGCUGGCUCCGCAAACCCAAGGCCCACGGCGCCGGAAGGCCACAGCGCCGGAAGGCCACAGCGCAGGCGCGACUCCGGCCUCCUUCCCGAGAGAACGGGGGACCCUCCCCGCCCUCGUCCGACGAGCGCCCGCGCCUGUUACCUGCAGCGCAGCCGGCGCGGUCCAGUGAAAGCGCCUCUUCAGCAGCCCGGAGACCUGGCAAGGAGAGAGGAAGAUGACGGCGGGACGCAGGAAUCUGCCAAACUGUUUUUCCAGAGUUGCUGUGUCAUUUAUGUUAUGUCCCCAGUGCAUGAGACAUCUGGAUCCUUUCCAGCACUUGUUCCUUCCUCCACCGAAGUCUUGGACCCCUCAAAGCCAUCCGUGUAGUUUCCCUGAAACCUGGGCUCUUGAAGACGCAUCACUGGAGCUGAUGGAUAAUGGAGACUGGGGCUAUAUGAUGACUGACCCAGUCACAUUAAAUGUAGGUGGACACUUGUAUACAACGUCUCUCACCACAUUGACGCGUUACCCGGAUUCCAUGCUUGGAGCUAUGUUUGGGGGGGACUUCCCCACAGCUCGAGACCCUCAAGGCAAUUACUUUAUUGAUCGAGAUGGACCUCUUUUCCGAUAUGUCCUCAACUUCUUAAGAACUUCAGAAUUGACCUUACCGUUGGAUUUUAAGGAAUUUGAUCUGCUUCGGAAAGAAGCAGAUUUUUACCAGAUUGAGCCCUUGAUUCAGUGUCUCAAUGAUCCUAAGCCUUUGUAUCCCAUGGAUACUUUUGAAGAAGUUGUGGAGCUGUCUAGUACUCGGAAGCUUUCUAAGUACUCCAACCCAGUGGCUGUCAUCAUAACGCAACUAACCAUCACCACUAAGGUCCAUUCCUUACUAGAAGGCAUCUCAAAUUAUUUUACCAAGUGGAAUAAGCACAUGAUGGACACCAGAGACUGCCAGGUUUCCUUUACUUUUGGACCCUGUGAUUAUCACCAGGAAGUUUCUCUUAGGGUCCACCUGAUGGAAUACAUUACAAAACAAGGUUUCACGAUCCGCAACACCCGGGUGCAUCACAUGAGUGAGCGGGCCAAUGAAAACACAGUGGAGCACAACUGGACUUUCUGUAGGCUAGCCCGGAAGACAGACGACUGAUCUCCGACCCUGCCACAGGUUCCUGGAAAGACUCUCCAGGAAAUGGAAGAUACUGAUUUUUUUUUUUAAAUCACAGUGUGAGAUAUUUUUUUUUCUUUUAAAUAGUUGUAUUUAUUUGAAGGCAGUGAGGACCAGAAGGAAGUUUUGUGCUUUGGCAGACUCCUCCAUGUUUUGUUCCCUUCCCCCUGAGUAUGCAUGUGCCUGUUCAGAGUCUCCAGAUACCUUUUUUAUAAAAAGAAGUCUGAAAAUCAUUAUGGUAUAUAAUCUACCCUUAACAGAGCUUUUCUUAUUACAGUGCUAAAAUGAUUUCUGAUAAAAUGGUCCCUAACUCAACUAGAAGGCUAAAAAUACAAGAAUGAAAGAAUAAGCAGAGUACUCAUGAUGCCUUUGAGAAAAAUCAAAACAUCAUGUAGGGUGACCUAGUUUCCAAACCAAUAAAUAAGUAGUAUUGUAAUAUUAAAGGAAAACUGUUCCAAUCAUUUAAAAGUACUUAUUAAGUACUGCUUUUUACAGUUAUGACAACUGUUUCUUUCUAUGCAUAUAAAUCAAGGAACCAAAUAUCUGUAGCCAUGGAAAUGUCUGACUAGAAAUAUUUAUAUUGAAUUCUGAAUACAAAAUGUCCCUGUGGUAGAAAACUUACUCUUUAUGCCUGGUGCAGUAUAAUUCCCAAGUGUACUGUCUACCAGAAAAAAAAAAAAAAAACUAAUAAAAAAUGAAAUAUGAAAAUUAA